This is a messenger RNA of Contarinia nasturtii (swede midge), 9821 nucleotides long. RefSeq lists its product as uncharacterized. Bases 273 to 9659 code for a protein of 3128 amino acids. The transcript has 11 exons. Lineage: Eukaryota; Metazoa; Arthropoda; Insecta; Diptera; Cecidomyiidae. The record is from RefSeq and is a predicted model, not a curated record.
GACGACAGAACGUUAUUAGUAAUUGUCCGUGAAACAACGAAACACGAGAUAUACUUCAUUUUUGAAUUAUUGUGAGCAAACAAAAUUAUAUUCGACGAAAAUAAAAAUUAAUCGAAAUUGGACAACAUAAAAAGUGAACUAUUAAUAAACAAUUUUCUAAAAUAUCUUUGAAUUUGUAAAUCAUUUCAAUUUGUGCCUCGAUGGAACAUCAUUUGAUGAAAGAGACAGUUGUAUAGACACAAUCACAGCAAUUACUGCUAGAAAAGUAAAUAAUGGACACGAACUUAUCACGAAUGGAUGUGGAUCAGGAAUCCAAUCCCAAUGAAAUUGACAUCGACCCGGAACCACAUCAAGUACAAGAAUUUAAUACCAAGAUGUACAAACCGACAAAAUCCACGCACACCGCAAUGUGUCAGCACGUCGUAUGGCCAAGAUUUUUGGCACAACGCAAGCAGAGUGAUCUCAGUGAGCAUGAAACAGCGCUAAUCGAGCUCAUGAUAGACGUAGUUGAUGACUUUGUGGAACAUGACUUUUUACCGCGGAAAAUAAGCAAAUUGUUGAAAUGUUUACACAAUGUUAAAACAUCGAUGACACCUGAAGUUAUUUCGCGUGAGCUGAGCCAAUUGCAGUCUGGCGAAAUGAAAUCAAUAUACAUCGAAAGCCAGAAUUGUUGUCUUUUGGUUUACAUGCUGCCACCGCCAGUCGAAUCGCCAGCCGAUGGUGCAAAACAGUUGAUCGUUUCAACAUUCCCAGUGAGCUUAAGUGCUGAAAAAAUUGCCGACUUUCCAAGCAGCGAUAUUAAGAUGGACUUCCCAGCUCAAAGUAUCAAAGUAGAACAUUCCCAACUAUUUCAGUCAAUCGAGUUUGCUCAACAGCUGGUUUGCGUGAGCGAAAACAAUGAUACCAAGUUAAAUUCCAAGGAAGUAAUCGUUCAAAAUUACGUGUCACAGUGGUUGAUACCAAUACUUGGAAAUCGUCACAGUUCGGUGGCUACAGAUGCUGAGUUUGGUGUUAUCACGAAAAAGAUUCGUGACGAUGUGCUGGGCAGUAAAUCGGCCAUAAAUCUUCCAUUUCGACGUUCAUCAUACUGGGCCGCUACAAAAGUAUCGUUACAACUUAGUUUGACGAUUGAAUAUGGCAAAGAAUGCGGGAAAUUCUUGUACAAACUGAUUAUGCUCAAAUAUUUGACAGUGAUGUGCAGCUUUUACACUACUGAGAUGUACCCAUUUUAUACUGAUGAUAUAGAUAAUGUUUCGCAAUUGCUGGCAAAAAUGGCACGUCGCAUUGAAAAGUUACAACAUUUAUAUGAAACGAGUGACAAUCGUCAAUUUGCUGACUGUUACGAUCGCAUCGUCAAAGACACAAAAAUGAUGAUCAAAAAUGCGCGCAAACAAAUUAACGACGAAAUCGAACGGUUACAAAGUAAAGUGAAGAAAAACAGUACGUUGACACCAUUGGAAGAUCUUCAUUUGGAAGCCGAUGCCAAACAAACUGUACCAACUUUACGAGCAUAUUUGGCUGCGCGGCAAACACGAGAUACAAUAAAUCAAAAACGAGAUUUUUUGACCCAAGAGAAUUGGAUACGAUACGAUUUCAAUUCAACGACACCACCGAAUACCAAUCUUUUUGAUCAACUUGAAGGACAAAUUGCGACUGGAUUGUUUUUAUGUGAUUUUGAAAAUUGGCUGCUGUACAAAUUAGACGGCGAUGUUGCUGAAAGACAAAUUACACCGGAAAAUCUGCGAUCGUUUUCAACAAAAUACGAGGAAAAAGCCGUUGCUUACUACAAAGAUGAUCCAAUUGGUUACAGUCGAAUGUUGCUGACGCAAUUGACAAUGGUCAUGAUUUUGGAUAAAAUGGCAGUAAAGGCACAUUCACUUUACAACAAAUACGAAAUUGGUGUGAAUGAAGACAUCUUCGAUCGUUUACUGUUGCCACAUCAACGUGACAUGGAUAUUGCGUGCAAACUUCAAGAGUAUUUUCGAACACGUAAUCAUAAUAAAUUAGUGGGCAUUUUGGAAGAAAAACCAACGUCUCAUUCGUUUGGGUGUAAAUUUGCCAAGACAAACAUUGAAAUGAGGAAAAUUCUUCUGGAGAUUAAGCAAAAAGAUGACAAAGAAAUUCAAGAACUUCGCUCCGAAUAUGAGGAAGCAAAACAAAAGAUGCAAAAAUUACAACGGCGUGCCAAUGAAUUAGACUGCAAAUGUCUAAACGAAAAUCGCAAAAGAAAGCACACACAAAAUUGCCCAAAAUGUUUGCUCACUUCCAAAAUUAGUGGUAUUCGUGUUCGACGAUAUGAACGUAUACUACCCGAUGAAAAAUAUCAACAACUGUCACUUGUUUUCGAGCUGGCUAUGCCCUCGGUGUUUGUGUGUCUGCGUGACGUGUUAUACACUGUAGUCGACCAAAUACAAAAGAAACCCAUGAGAAAUAUUACAAUUGUUGCCAACUGGUUUGAAAGCGAACCAUUCAACCAAUAUGCAACAGCAAAAUGCGAACGCGUCUUCCUGGGAACUACUUCGUGUCACAAUUUAUCCAGACGUGGUUACAGUAAAGAAGAUUCACCGGAUAAAUUAUUUGAAAGUUUCCACAUAUCAAAUGGGUACAGUCUAACAUAUUAUGCUGCGAAGAAGAAAAGUGAGAGGGAGACAAUUAAAAAGCGUUUACCAUCUGAUAUUAAAAAUCAAACGAUCGAUGAAAUGUGCCGAUUCAAUGUCGAGGAAUCGUCUUUGCAGUGGAUGUUAAUUGGAAAUCAUACACAAAACGAAGUAAUUGCCAGACAAUCCGAAUGUCCUCAGCACCUAACACUUGGCGAAUACAAUAAUUUUGGUUCACUUCGUGCCGAUGGCCAUCGGUUGCAGAUGCGGAAAUUGUAUGCAUUGAUUGCAACGGAAUCGUUAUCGUUUGAAACGCAAUCGGUGCAAGCAUUGAUCAUGCAAACAUUAUGGCAAUUGGGACCAAAUCGAAAGAGACACUGGAGCAAAUGGUAUCGUGACGCCCAUGAGGACUUUACCAAUCCACGUUUUGUAUUGGAAAUGUGCAAAUUAAUUGAUAAUUACAUUGAGUGUCAAAAAUCGAAUUGGAAGCACCCACGAAAGCUGAUGACGACGGCUGUGAUAGCUGUUCGAAUGUUUGAAAUGAACUAUGACAAUGGUGAUGAGAACGAACAAGUUGCUGAUCGAAUUGCAAAGUUUUUGCAAAAAUUACGCGACAUUUCUAUUUCUUGGAUUUCAAAAGUACAAGAGGCAAUAGUGGGUCAAAAUCAGCAGCAAGUGGUAAAAUUGCGUACAAAUUUGGUUGAAAUCGCAAUAGCCGGCGCUUUAACAUUUUUCGUGCAUAACCGCCAUCCAAAUUUUGAAAAGAUUUUUAUAAACAGUGAAACAACUACCAAAACAGCAUCGCAGUUAUGGUUGACAUUUUUGAAAACAUUAAAUUCAAAUGUUCUGCUCGACGAAUCAAACAAAAUGGAUUCAAAUCUAUGCAUUUUCUUACGUCUGAUACGUACGAUUGGGAUCAAUUUGGAGAAGAAAGUUGGUGAUUUGAUCAGAAAUGACUUGGAACUGGAGCUGUAUCCGUUUAUCAAAGAGCACUGGAUCAGAUCGCAGGAAGCAUCGCAAUUUCAACUGUUAAGUAGCAAUAACCAGUGCUUUGCAGUACAGAUUAUAAUUUGUGACAAAGUCAAUCAUGUUCAAGUCGAUAUGGUUACUGGGGAUUUUUUGGUCAACAAUUUCCCCGUUGCUCGCCUUCCAUCGAAAAUCACCGAAAAUCAAUUAUUCAAACGUGUUUUCAAUCAAUUCAUUUUCGAAGUGCAACAGGAAAAUUCUGAGGAGUUUUCUUCAAAAAUUCAUGCAAAUCAGAAUUGUCAUUAUAAUUUUCAAAUUGUACGCAAAGAACUAAUCAUCACAGAAUUGCACGAAGAUGGAAAUCGAUUCGAACUGAUACCUAUACAAAUAUUAAAAAAUGAAAUUUCACACUUGCUGAUCAAAAAUCAUAGUCAUUGGUGGGACAUUGAGAAGAAGUGUAUAUAUUUUCGACCACCGCAAUUUUCAGAUGCGAAUUUCUCCACCGUCGAUGGUGUACAAUACUGUCUCGAUUUAAAAGAUGGAUCUUUGAAGCAUAUCAAAACUCAACAAAGAAUGUUGGACAUAUCCAGUCAAAGCUAUUGUGCGAUUGCAAAACGACUAUUUCGGUUGGAAUCAAAAAAAUUCAUUCAUAUUUCCAUCAAUGAAACGAACAUUGCCAUGGUUAAAUUAAUGCGAAUGAACUUGAAAUUUGUUGUCAAGCCAUGUAAAGGAUCUGACAAUCGGUAUGAGAUUUUAUCAAAUGAAUUCAGUAACAUGUGUGUUAGCCAAACGCAAAAUUGUGGAACAUUGUAUGGUUUACACAGUGGACUACUGUUGGAGAGCACAGAUUCGCCGAAUCAAUCGAAAAUGUUGAUUAUGCCACACGGUUCUGUUUUGGCCGAAAUAUCAAAGCGUCAUGAAAUCGUCAGAAUCGACACCAAAUCUGAGCUACGCUCGCCACCCUUUCACACGUACUUGGUGGAUGAACAAUAUCAACAAUUGAAAGCGAAAAAUACCAGCUUUGCUGCCUGGUUCUAUUUGGCAUAUUUACAUGCACUGACAUCACACGGUCAAGUGGAACCACUUUUGGGAAUGUCAGGCACUCAACGUGCACUCCAAAUCCUGCAAUCGGCCUUUGUUUGGUCGUCAGCACCCUACGACGUUGAAUCAUUGAAAACUUUGAAAGACAUUGAAGCGUUGUCACCUAUUCGUGUGAAAAAUGUCAAUCAAGUCGUUCGCUGGCCAAAUAUCAUACAUCCACACGCAGCUCAAGAUUCAUAUGCGUUAAUUACACGCAAAUUGAUUGAUGACAGCAAUCGACUGAAGGAUUUGCACGAAACACCGAAAAAAGAUGCCGUUGACAAAGAAAAGGAGAAACCGAAACCGUCCAAAGAAAACGAAAUACCAAAGGAUGAAUUGAAAGAAAAUCAACGUGACUAUUUCCGCAUAUUACCAUUGUACACAAAUUUUCGGAUCUCGAAAACGUUCAUUGACUAUAAUACUUAUGAGCAAACGUUGGCUCCGCGAUUUCUAUACGAGGAACGUGUUCCAAAUGCUUUAUUACGCAAAAUUGCUGUUCAUUAUCAUGAGAAAACAUUCAAAGCCCCAAAUUCGUUGAACCUUUCUGAAUUUUUGAUGAAUAACCGUAAAAAUUUGCAGGGAAUUCGAUGUGAUCUGGAAUUGUGCGAUAUUCGCAGUGAAUUUGGUAAAGGUGACUUGGCAAAUUGGUGGAUUUCAUUGUAUGAAAUUGCGCGUGAAGGACAAUGCAGCCGUGAAACAUACGCGCUUAUAUUGAGUUUUUUGAGUCUAAAAAAUGGAUCUUCUUCUGAUGCACCGAUAUUUGCAUUGCAAACAGUUGCCAAUUAUCCUGUGGCUUUUCAACACAUUGAGGCACCCAAAAAUGUAAGAAUGUACGAUUUAAAAAGUUCCGAUUUUGAUCGUGCUGAAAUUGCUCGGAUUAUUGAACGUCAUCAUAAUGAUCCAGAAAUGUUGGAAAGCGAAAAUCAUGAGUAUAUAAAUGAAUUUAUGGAAUAUGCAUAUAAAAUUGCUAAGCUAGUUGAGAAACAAUGGCUGCAAACACAUUGUAAUCGUGUCAAUACAUCGAUUUAUAAUCAUGUUCAUGCCGACGUUGAUGAUAUGGACGAGGUUGUAAAAGCGAUAAAUGUAAAAUUACGAAAUUGGAAUAAUAUGGAACGAUUGCAUAAAUUCAUUGAAAAUGUUCAAAAUGAAGUGACGCGAUUGGCUACAACGACACCAGAAAUUGCACUGAUUGAAUGGCAACCACAACAAAUUGACCAUGAACUGGAGCAAAUGAAUCGAUAUCAAAUUGAUUACGAGCAAAUAAUGUGCGAAAAUGUCGAAAAAUUCAAAGAUGAUGUAAAUUUGGCUGAAGAAAUUUUUUGUCGUGAAGAGACAGAUCCAAUGCCACCAUUGAAUCGAACAACCGCCGAAUGGUGGAAUGUUUUUAGAAAUAUCGUUACAUCAACAAGAGCCGAACACUUAAUUAAUGCCAGUUUGUAUCCACAUUUCGUUCCAUCGUUGGUUUUGUCAACGUUGGUAUCGGUCAACAAAUUAUCACAAAAUUCAGACUUGAGAAGUGUUAUUGGAGCAUUGGCCGUUACAAUGGCACACGAACAACGCGAAAAACGCAUCCAAAUGUAUGAAAAACAACCGCAAAUGAAAGCCGCACUGGAUCGUGAACUGGAGAAUGAACCACAAACAAAUUGGUCAGCGAUUAAAUACCCAGAGUGGUUGCUCUUCGAAAUUGAACAGAACUUGACAAUUCGUCCGAUUCAAAUUAAAAUUGCCCAGCAAAUGAUCAACGCUAAAAAACCGGCAGCUGACAUCAUGCAUUCAGUGAUGCAACUGAAUAUGGGAGAAGGCAAAACUUCAGUUAUUGUCCCAAUUGUUGCAUCGCGUUUGUCAAAGAAUAAACAUGCAUGUCAAGUAACAGUGUUGAAAUCUUUGUUUGCAACCAAUCUAAAAUCGUUGCGUCAAUGUCUCGGCGGCUUACUCAAUCACCGCGUUUACCUAUUUCCAUGUCAACGAUCGCUCCCCGUCAACGAUCACGUAAAACAAAUGUUGAAAAUCUACAAAGAAUGCCUAACGGAAAAAGGUGUAAUUCUAACUCUGCCAGAGUAUCGACUGUCUUUUCAAUUGAAAACAUACGAAUCCACAUGCAAAGGUGAUCUCGAAAAUGCUCAACACUUUUUGGAAGCACACAAAUGGCUUAACGCAAAUAUUCGGAACAUUCUCGAUGAGUCUGAUGCAAUAUUACAACCGAAGUAUCAACUCAUUUAUACGGUGGGCAAUCAGUUGUCAUUGGAUGGGGGAAAUUUGAGAUGGAUCAUUGUUGAAGCACUUCUCAAACGAGUUCGAAUACACAUUCCAUAUUUAUAUAAAAAAUACGGCGAUAAAAAGAUUGAAUUUGAUCCGAAUUACGUAGUAGGACGUUAUGAAGUGUUUUCGCCAGUGCGCAUAUUCAAUGAACAAGUCUACGAACAUUUGAAAUCUAAAAUUAUCGACGAUUUUAUCAAUGAAAAAUUGAACAUACCAUUCACGGGAAUCAAUGAACGAGAUAAGAAACUACUGAAUAUUUUGAUGUAUGGUGAAAACAUGUCGGUUGAUGAAUUCAAUGAGAAUAUUAAAGAUUUUUCGGAAUGCGACCAAAAUACCAUAAUGGUUUUGAGUGGUUUGUUACGCUUCGACGUGUUAAAAUUGGUGCUAAACAAACGCUGGCGUGUCAACUAUGGUGUGAAUCCAAAAAGUACACGCAAAAUGGCCGUACCAUUCAAAGCAAAAGAUGUUGCAGCUGAACAAACAGAAUUCGGCCAUGCAGACGUCGCGAUUUGUUUAACCCAUUUGAGUUAUUACUAUUCGGGUCUCACCAAUGAACAAAUGUUUGAAGUUUUCCAAAUCUUGGAUAAUCAACAGGAUGCGAAAGACAUCUACAACAGUUGGAUCGAAAGCGUUGAUAAGCGGUUGAGACAUGCAUCAAUUGGAUGCUACUCUGCCAUUAAUUUGAGCGACCCCCACCAGCGCGACAAACAACUUUUCCCACUCUUCCGUUUCAACAUGUAUGUUAUCGAUUUUUGGCUAUGCAAUAUGGUAUUUCCGCGUGAGGCAAAAACAUUCGAAAAGAAAUUGAUGUGUUCGGCCUGGGAUCUGGUUAAUGAAUGCUUAAAGCAUCCGGUUUCAGGCUUUUCUGGUACAAAUGAUACACAGCGCAUUUUGCCAUUGCCAAUAAUACAAAAUGAUCUCCCCGAACUCAUCACAACGAAUGACAAUGUUCGCGAUGUGUUACUUCAACAAAAAUACAAAGCGCUACCAGCAAAUAUCAGCGGCAAAAGAAUUUUAAGAGAACUGAAGACGCAAAAUAUACCGGUUUUAUUAGAUGCUGGUGCACUGAUGUUAGAAUUGAACAAUCAAGAAGUAGCCACAGAAUGGCUAAAAAUGGUUGCGGAAGACGAAUACGAUGUGGCUGUUUAUUUUGAUACAAACGAUGUAAUGCAAACGAUAGACCGGAACGGGAUAAUAACCGAAUUCGACAAUUCAGUAUUUCGAGAUCGAGAAUUGAAUAGAUGCAUUGUUUACUUGGAUGAUGUUCACACUCGUGGAACGGACUUGAAGUUCCCGAUAGUUUGGCGAGCUUGUGUGACUUUGUCUGGUGAUAUUACACGUGACAAAACGGUGCAAGCAUGCAUGCGGAUGCGUCUAUUGGGGCGAGGACACACGAUUUCCUUUUGGGCUUCACACGAAGCCGAUGUUCGACUUAAAGAGAUUUGUGCAACUGGUCGAUGUCAUCCAACAAUCUCCAAUGUCAUACAGUUUCUUUGGCACAACAGUCAAAAAUUUGAAGAAGACAACAUUACGAAUUGGACAUUAUCAGCUUAUAAUUACGCAAAAAAGACAGCAGCUCACAAACACUACGAAAGUGUAGUGGCAGAAGAUGACGAUGAUCCACGAUUGAUUCGCCUUUAUGAACAAUGUGUUGAUAAUGAGUAUGUUACAUUGAACGAAAUGUAUGGCGGUAAAGAAAUGGUAUUACUGAGUGAAAUAGUGGCCGCAAAAUUUGCAAAAUUAAAGCAAAACUUGGAGAAAAAUUAUCAAGACAGCCAAUUUGUUGCACAAAUUGGCAGCAAAGUUCAACAGAAACUGUCCCAGCAAGCGGCCCAUUUGAAGCGUUUCACCCAUUGCUUUGACGAAGAACAAGAAAUUGAAAAGGAGAUCGAACAUGAAUUGGACCAGCAUCGGCAAAUUCAACGACCACCACCAGCCAAAGCGAGCAAACCACGAAUUGUUCAUGAAAACCUCAAAAAACUCAUCAAAAAUGGCUCAAAAUCAUGUUUUGAUGAUCUAAUAGAGAAAAAGUUAAUCAUGCAUUUGCCAAAGGUUUUGAGUGAUAAACAUUUCUAUGCUGCUUAUGAACCAGUCGAUAAUCAAGCGUGGCUAGAAAAUGUGUAUGCUACCAACGACUACAAAAAAAUCAUUCGAAAGCCAAAAGAAGGUGGCGAUGAAUUUUUACGGCCUGUGCUGUGGAUUGCAAAAAUAAAACGAUCCGCUCAAAAGGAUAUUAUUUUGCUACUGUCGUCGUUUGAAGUUGAACAUUUGCUUAGUGCAUUCAAAGGCAGCAACAAAGCUUGUCUGUUCAUGUAUCAACCGAAGAUGAGCCAAUUUCAACGCACAUUGAUCAAUGAAGAUCAUUUAAUUGUUACCGACAUGGCUGAAAAGCAAACGAUUUCGAUUGAGGAAAUGGCACAAAUUGCAUUUUUUUCCGGUGCUAUCUAUUUCAAUUCAGAAGAAGAGCAAAAUGCUUAUUGUAACUUUAUGGGAUUGAUUCCAAAGCCAUUGAAUAUUUCGCAACAGAUUGCAUUCGACAUGGACCAAAUUACACCGAGCGGAUUUGUUGAACCAAAACAUCGGAAAGUGCCUGCCAUAUGUGAUGCAGUUGAAAAUUGCCGUUUCACCAAAAAUCCCAUUCAAUUGGCAAUCGGAAUUAUACAGGCUCGUCAUCAAUUCAUGAGCAAAGAGUCUCAUGUCGCUUCCAUUUUGGAAAGAGCAUUGAAAACGGAAAUAAACGAGAAAAAUAGCAACUAAUAUUUUAAGAAUUUGAUUUUAUUUCUUUAACCCAUUUUUUUCGAGACGAAUCAAACAUUAUACAGAGUAUAAUGAGAGUAAUAUACGUAAUUCAAGUCAAGUUUUAUGUCUUUUGACAAUUAUUAUUAUUAUUAUUAGAAAAUCAAUUAAUCGUUUGAAAAA